This is a messenger RNA of Fundulus heteroclitus (mummichog), 3174 nucleotides long. Its product is annotated as mitogen-activated protein kinase kinase kinase kinase 5. Gene Ontology annotation, molecular function: ATP binding; MAP kinase kinase kinase kinase activity. Gene Ontology annotation, biological process: protein phosphorylation. Lineage: Eukaryota; Metazoa; Chordata; Actinopteri; Cyprinodontiformes; Fundulidae. The transcript has 32 exons. The coding region runs from base 121 to 2697 and encodes 858 amino acids. The record is from RefSeq and is a predicted model, not a curated record.
UUGAGCCAAAAAACGAGUCAGACACAGCAGCUCUCCUCCUCUGAGCGCCUCUCAGACUCGGAUGUGAAUGACAGCGAGUGUAUGAGGGCCUGUUUUGACAUGCCUUAAGAGGGAUUAUUAAUGUCACAGAACUUUAAAAUGGAUUUCCAUCAGAGGGCGGCUCUGGAUAUCUCCACCAAGAACCCUCAGGAUGAUUUUGAGAUCCUGCUGAGAGUUGGAGGAGGAACCUACGGGGAGGUCUACAAGGCCCGCAACAAGCAGAAUGGAGAGCUGGCAGCUAUUAAAGUCAUCAAGAUGGAGCCAGAAGAUGACUUCUCCAUCAUCCAGCAGGAAAUCAUCAUCGUUAAGAGCUGCAAGCAUCCCAACAUUGUGGCUUAUUAUGGCAGCUACAUACGAGCCAAUAAACUGUGGAUCUGUAUGGAGUUCUGCGGAGGAGGUUCCCUCCAGGAUAUCUACCAUGUGACCGGCCCGCUGUCUGAAUCACAGAUAGCCUACAUCUGCAGGGAGAUGCUACAGGGUCUGGACUACCUGCAUGCACAGAAGAAAAUCCACAGAGAUAUUAAGGGUGCCAACAUCCUCCUAAAUGAUCAGGGCGAGGUCAAACUAGCUGAUUUCGGGAUCUCAGCUCAAAUCACAGCCACUCUGGCCCGGAGGAUGUCCUUCAUCGGGACGCCGUACUGGAUGGCCCCAGAGGUAGCAGCUGUGGAGAUUAAAGGCGGCUACAACGAACUCUGUGACAUCUGGUCUGUGGGCAUCACUGCCAUCGAGCUGGCAGAGCUGCAGCCUCCCAUGUUUGACGUCCACCCGCUGCGAGUCCUGUUUCUCAUGUCCAAGAGCGGCUACCAGCCUCCGAAACUGAAGGAUAAAUCCAAAUGGUCGUCCAACUUUUACAACUUUGUGAAGGCCAUGCUGGUGAGGAACCCCAAGAAGAGACCCAGCGCCGCCAAGAUGCUCUCACACCCCUUUCUGACCCAGCAGUGUCUGAACCAGGAGCUGACGCUGGACCUGCUGGAUAAAUUCAGAAACCCUGAGAAACACAAGACGUGCGUGUCGACGGAGGACGACGACAUGGAGGUGGUUCCUCCUGCAUCGUUAAGAAGAAUCCAGUCUAUCAACAAGCACAACCGGGCCGAGAGAACCAAUUCUGACAUUAGCUUCGAACAGAUUUACACGCAGCGACCGAUGAAGACCGGAUCCCCAAAUGUAACGUUAAGGGCUUCAUCAGGAUCAACGGGCAGCAUCAACAGUCCGCCCAGGGACCAGGACUCGGACUCUGACGACUACGAUGAUGUGGACAUCCCCACGAUGCAGCACUCCUGUCUGCCAGAAGACGAAACUCCUCCUCCGCUUCCUCCAAAGCCCAAAGCUCGGACCAGCUCAGAGGAGAGCAUGGCAGGAGAGGACGACCGGUUGAGGAAACCCAGCUCUCUGUGCGCCCCCUCCCCUCUCAUCAGGACCUCCAGUGGGACCCACGUCCGGCCCACACCUCAUCCACGAGCCUCACGCCACUCAGACCCUCCAUCAUUACCAGUCCAGCUUCAUAACAGUCCACCAGACCCCCCUCCUCCUGAACUGCCUCCUAAGGACUUCCGGAGACGGAAACCAAAGGACCUUCCAGAAUGUCCCAGCCCCGUAUUGAAGAAACCUCCUGUCUAUUUUAAAAAGAUAUUUCACGGCUGCCCUCUGAAGAUAAACUGCUCCGCAACCUGGGAAAACCCCACGUCCAAAGAGCAGCAUCUGAUCCUGGCGGCCGAGGAAGGGAUCUACACCUUGAACCUAAACGGCUCCGAAGCCACCAUGGAGCUGUUAUACCCUGGGAAGUGCAUCUGGGUCUACACCAUUAAUAACGUCCUCAUGUCGGUAUCAGGCAAAUCGUCGCAGCUUCACUCGCAUUCACUAAAAGAAUUGUACGAACAGGCCCGGAAAGAACAGAGAAUGGUUCCCUUACCGACUCACAGGCUGUUGUCGAGAAAAUGCCCAGUGACGAGCAAAAUACCGGAUACCAAAGGCUGCAAGACCUGCGCAGUUGGAGGAAGCCUGCAGCGGGGAUCCGUGUUCCUCUGCUGUGCUCUGGACUCCAGCGUGGUUCUGCUGCAGUGGUACGAGCCCAUGCACAAGUUCAUGCUGAUCAAGCAUUUUGACUUCCCCCUGCCCAGCCCUCUGCGGGUGUUUGAGAUGGUGGUGCCGCCCCAACAGGAGUACCCAAUGGUGUGUAUCGGCGUGUCUCGGGGGUCCAGCCCCAACAUGCCGGUAGCCAUGGAGUACAUCAAUCUGAACUCGAACACGUCCUGGUUCUUCAAAUCUGGCAUGGAGAAACCUUGUCCUGACGUCGUUCAGGUGACCCAGCUGGACACCAGCUCGCUGCUCGUGCUCAUGGAGAAGUCGGUACAAAUAGUUAAUCUGGAAGGAGAGCUGAAGAGCAACCGCCAUCUUCCCCAGGAGACCACCUUGUCACAUGAUGUUGAAUCUAUAGUGUAUUUUGAGGACACACUUUUGGCUGUUUGGCGUCACGGCUGGCAGAGGAGAACAAAGAGUUUCAAUGAGGUGCUGGAGGAGACGACGGACCACAGAAAGAUCUACAAGAUAGUAAAGUCAGACAGGAUGGUGGUUUUGGAAACGCGUCAGGUCGAGGACCAGCUGGGUCUGUCCAACCUGUAUCUCCUGGAGAUCGCUGAGAACUACGUCCUGCUGCCCUGACUCUCCUGCGUGCCGACUCAGGAACCUUCCCGAGUCUCAGAAAUCAGCUGGGAGUGAACGGACUAAACACCAGGCACGAUCAUUUGUGAACAUUUGUUUACAGUCGGUGGGCAUCGCUUCGGGGAGAGGAGGAAGUGAUGACAAAAGGAGAUUGUUUGUAGCUCUUAUCCCUCCAUCAGAGGGAGCCUGCUCUUUAUUUAUGCUCUUUUUAACUCUGUUGGUGGCAUCAGGAAGAAUCUGGAGACACCAGAGAGCUGAGAAACCCCUGAAAGAUUAGUGAAAAACGGAAGAGGAGCGUCUACUUCGCUCCUGCACAGUAUUAUAGAUCACAGCCUGCAGGGACUGACAGAUAUGGCUUCCAUAAGUUUCCACAAACAAGCUGUUCUGCUGUAUUGUGUGACCUGAGCUUGUGUGUCAGAGCUGCAUCACAUGUGCUACUGAUAUUACACUUUAAUAAAGUUAAAUAACACAACUUAA